Molecule: messenger RNA, 1323 nt
Organism: Limanda limanda (common dab)
Lineage: Eukaryota; Metazoa; Chordata; Actinopteri; Pleuronectiformes; Pleuronectidae
Gene: gpr101
Product: G protein-coupled receptor 101
Exons: 1
Coding region: 1-1323 (440 amino acids)
Biological process (GO): G protein-coupled receptor signaling pathway
Cellular component (GO): membrane
Molecular function (GO): G protein-coupled receptor activity
Source: RefSeq, a predicted model, not a curated record
AUGGGCACAAAUACCACCGAGGUUCCCUGGGAGCCUGCGUUCGCCCCUGAUGGCGCCCAGUACCCGGUGUGGUCCACCAUUGCCGGCUGUGUGGUGAAGAUGGUGCUCAUAGCAUUCAUUGUGUGUGUGUCCUUGUUCGGGAACGUGGUGGUGCUGCUGGUGUUCCAGAGGAAGCCUCAGCUCCUUCACGUGGCCAACCGCUUCGUCCUCAACCUCCUGUUGGCCGACCUGCUCCAGACUAUCCUGGUCAUGCCCUUCGCCAUGGCGGCCACCGUGCCAGGCGUGUGGCCCCUGGAUGUGCGGCUGUGCCAGGCCCUGGUGGUGCUCAUGCACCUGUUCGCAUUCGCCGGGGUCAACACCAUCAUAGUGGUCUCUGUGGAUCGCUACCUGGCCAUCAUCCACCCUCUGUCCUACCCCACCCGCAUGACCCCUCACCUGGGCACCAACCUGAUCAUCUGCACCUGGGUGCUCAGCUUCCUGCAGAGCACGCCGCCCCUGUACGGCUGGGGGGCCAUCGACUUUGACCGACACCACAACAUGUGCUCGGUGGUGUGGUCCUCCAGCCUGACCUACUCGGCCGUGGUGUCCGCCUUCUCCUUCUGGCUGCCCGUGCUCAUCAUGCUGGGAUGUUACUGGAUGGUGUUCAGAGCAGCUCGGAGGCAGAACGCUCUCGUGCACCCCAUCCAGAAGCAGUCCUACACCCAGCCGGCGCCGCAGGACUCCCAGGGUCCCGGCAGUCCACUGCGGCAGCCCCAAGCCCAGCCGGCAAGUUCACCAGAAGGCCCCUACGUAGCCAGAGGAUGCCCUGUGCGGGUCAGGCACAGACGCUUCCACUACCACUGCAAGGCCGCUCGGGUAGUGUUUGUGAUUAUGGCCUCAUACAUCCUCAGCAUGGGGCCUUACAGCAUACUGAACACAAUAUCCAUGAGCACCAGAGCGCCUGUGCCCCCCUGGCUGUCCUCUGUUGCGCUUGUGCUCUUUUUCUUACAGUGCUGCCUGCACCCGUACAUUUACGGUUACAUGCACCGCAGUGUGAGGAAGGAGUUCCUGGCGCUGCUCUGCGGGUCGUUCUGCAAGCAGGGCCGACCCAGCCAGAGCUCGGCUGUGGAGAGCUGCUUCACCACCACAGAGGGACGCUCGGGCGCCCACCCUCACCUGCCCAGCCUGGCCGCCCGGAUCCUCCCUCUGAGGACUUGGGAAGAAUGCACCACCUCCUCCACCCCCACUUUUGACAGGAAGUCGAGGGACAGCCGCAAAGACACGGCUUCCACCAGCAUCAGCUCCGAGAGGGAGCUCACGGUCCACAGCAAACAAAGCACAUGA